Messenger RNA from Lactuca virosa, 324 nucleotides. The record is from the annotation of a GenBank genome assembly. Lineage: Eukaryota; Viridiplantae; Streptophyta; Magnoliopsida; Asterales; Asteraceae.
AUGAUGCAAGAUUAUCCUAAAACAUUGCCUCCAUCAGCAAGAGUUGGAUUUACUGUAAAUCCAUGGCUUGCAUAUGCACCUGUGAAGAACAAUCCUGAUGAUGAUGCUGCAAAGGUGCCUAACACUUCUGGAGAAACAGCAGUUUACAGAUCUAAUAGCGUGAUUCUAAGAAAGGCGGGUGUUAAGAUAGAUGAUCCAGUUUUAAAAGUGUUUAAUGGCCAAGAGGUGGAGGUUUGGUUACGUGUUGUGUGGAAGCCAAAAUGGGCUGUUACAUUUUCUGAUGUUAAAAGGAAAGUCAAAGGAAACAACAACUCUGUUUCAUAA